Molecule: messenger RNA, 447 nt
Organism: Ilex paraguariensis (yerba mate)
Lineage: Eukaryota; Viridiplantae; Streptophyta; Magnoliopsida; Aquifoliales; Aquifoliaceae
Source: the annotation of a GenBank genome assembly
AUGAAACUGGAAUGUUUAAGGAAUAGAGAGCCGUCGUCUAGUAUGUCAACCAAAUUGAAAGCUGGAAACAAGAGAAAAGCGAAACAUAUGCUAUCAACUAAGUUGGCACCUCGGAUGAUCGAGCUUUCCUCAUCCUCUAACCACUGUCGCCGUGUUCUCCGACGACGAAGAUUGAUCUCUUCUCCGCCUCCAACCACUCACCCACCAUUGUAUCCGACGAGGAAGACCAGGAGACAAUUGAAGAGCGUGAAGCACCGGGUUGCUGGAAUUGAUAAGGAAAAUUUGACCUACAGUUACAGCAUAAUCGAAGGCGAUGCUUUGAUGGGUCUUGAAUCAGUCUCUUAUAUGAUCGAAGAAAGAGAAAUUAAGGAUGGGAAAGAGAAGGCCAUGGGAAUGUUCAAGGCUGUUGAGGCCUACCUCUUGGCAAACCCUGAUGCUUAUAGCUAA